UCUCCAAAAUUCAUAAUUUUCACUACACCAUCAACUACUAACCAAAAGCAACAAUCAUCAACCCAUUAUCAUACUAAUUUAACAUCCUUUAUAAACUUUACUAAGCAUUCAACACAAACAUACAAUUCCAAUCUAUCCUAUGGUUAUCUAGCCUAAGUUUUCACAAAAUAUUAUAUAUUAAAUACGAGAAACCGUUUUCAGUCAGGUCAAUGUAACAGAAUAAUUGAAGGGGAAGUUCACAUUGGAGGUCAGGAACACUUCUAUCUUGAGCCACAUAGCAGUUUGGUGUGGACAUUGGAUGGUGGAAAUGAAGUUCAUAUGAUAUCAUCUACUCAUGCCCCUCAGAAGCACCAGAAAUAUGUUUCUCAUGUUCUUGGUCUCCCCAUGUCAAAGGUAGUGUACAAAACAAAGCGAAUUGGUGGUGGAUUUGGGGGGAAGGAGACAAGGUCAGCCUUUAUUGCUGCUGCAGCUUCAGUUUCAUCAUAUCUGUUAAAUCGGCCUGUGAGGCUCACACUUGACCGAGAUGUUGACAUGAUGAUAACUGGGCAACGCCAUAGUUUUCUUGGGAAGUACAAGGUAUUGCUAAUAUCAAAUACAUUGGUAAAACUGGUGUGGUUCUUUGAACGUCAAAAUGUUGCUGUAAAUUUUUUUUUUCCUCUUUAAGAUGUAUUUUAGGCAGAAAAUGACUAUGAACUGUUGUAUUAGUACUUUUGAUUGCUUCUAUCUGGCUUAAAUUCUGAGAGUGAUCACUGGUUCUUCUGAUUUUAAUGUGGUUGAAUAGUCAAUUAGAGAUAUUAUCUGAUUUUUUUC
This is a messenger RNA of Arachis duranensis, 810 nucleotides long. RefSeq names its product xanthine dehydrogenase 1-like. Gene Ontology annotation, molecular function: iron ion binding; oxidoreductase activity. NCBI's taxonomy places the organism in Eukaryota, Viridiplantae, Streptophyta, Magnoliopsida, Fabales, Fabaceae. The transcript is spliced from 2 exons. The coding region runs from base 319 to 663 and encodes 114 amino acids. The record is from RefSeq and is a predicted model, not a curated record.